AUGUUUCCUGAAGUGCCUGGGUCUACGGAGGCGGACAAACCCAAGAAAGGGGGACAAAAGGGUGUGAAGAAGGGAGAAAAGAGAACAACUGAUAAAGAAGGACCUUCAGCAGCUGCGAAACCACCUACAAAGAAAAAGGCGAAAGUUGCUCCUUCUACUGCUGCUCCUAAAAGGCGAAAGCAACUUGCUCACAAGCCUUCUGGAGAACCUGCUGUUUCAGUCAACGCAUCUGAUGUGGGGGCUAAAACUUCAGGCUUUCAAUUAUCCCAUGUCUCUCCACCCGUUUCUCCAAUACACCAAGAUGAUCCUAACAUGAUCUAUGGGCAUGAUGAGGAUGAGUUGGCAGGGUUUACUUAUACCCCAUUCACUGUUCGCAAUGAAAGUGAUGAUGAAGCACCAGUUACAAAGGGGCAAUUGAAGGCAAUAAACGAAACACUUGACACUCAGCUUCAGGUUUCUAAACCAUCUUCUUCUUAG
This is a messenger RNA of Lactuca saligna, 477 nucleotides long. The record is from the annotation of a GenBank genome assembly. NCBI's taxonomy places the organism in Eukaryota, Viridiplantae, Streptophyta, Magnoliopsida, Asterales, Asteraceae.